Rhinolophus ferrumequinum (greater horseshoe bat) is the source of this 465-nucleotide messenger RNA. It is a transcript of the gene GML, whose product is annotated as glycosylphosphatidylinositol anchored molecule like. Bases 1 to 465 code for a protein of 154 amino acids. The record is from RefSeq and is a predicted model, not a curated record. Lineage: Eukaryota; Metazoa; Chordata; Mammalia; Chiroptera; Rhinolophidae. The transcript is spliced from 3 exons.
AUGCUCCUCCAUGCCUUGCUCCUAGCUUUUGGGUUGACACUGGUGGAAACCACGCAAUCUGGGCGACGCUGGACCUACAAUCUGAAAUGCCACGAUUGUUUGUCCAUAAACAACUACAAUUGUCCAAAUGUUCGGGUAUGUAACUAUGAAGUUAGGCGCUGUAUGACGAUCUCCAUUCGUUUGAACCUCCGUGAACUACUCAUUUACAAGAACUGUACAAACAACUGUACGUUUCUGUAUCCGUCCCAGGUGCCUCCUGAAGCCCCUAGAGUCGUGAAAACUAAUAAUUUCUAUUGGGUUCGUUGUUGUAAUUCCAUGGUUUGCAAUGAUGGAGGGCCUAGUCUGGAGAGGGAUAUCAUACCCGAUAAAAUAAUUGAGGAGGAGAUAGAAGGAACUGUGCCCUUGGGGGAGUCAACGUUUCUGCUGAGCUUUGCCUCCGUCCUCGUCAGCUAUACACUGACAUGA